AUGUCUGCCAGCACUCCUCCAUCCCACGGGGCAACCACCCCUACACAAUAUACCGACAAGGAGGAUGGUGGUCACUAUGGUAGUCACUAUCACUGCAACCAUCCUCACCACCACCAUGGAGAGCGAAACAAUAACGUCCAGAAGCCUCACCAGUCCAUGGUGUCGCAGGUUUACAACCCUUCGUUCAAAGCCGCCAACCCUGGUCCUCUUGGUCUGAUCAGUUUCGCUCUGACUACCUUUGUUCUUGGUCUUUACCAGUGCGGUGCUGGACUUCCUGAUAACAACCCUUUCGGCGGUGUUGGCCCUGACCAAGCCAUCUUCGGUCUGGCUGUCUUCUUCGGCGGCAUUGCCCAAUUUCUCGCAGGGCUCAUGGAAUUCCGCGUUGGCAACACCUUCGGUACCACUGUCCACUGUUCUUAUGGCGCUUUCUGGCUUGCCUUCGCCAUGUUCUACGUCCCUGAUCUUGGUAUCAAGGCUGCAUACAACGGCGAUGACCGCGCAUACAGCUUUGCCCUAGGUAUUUUCUUGAUCCUGUGGUGCUUCCUGACUCUCAUCUUCUUCGUCGCCGCUCUCAAGACAAAUAUUGCCAUCCUGGUUGUCCUUGGCUGUUUGUUCCUCGCCUUCCUUUUCCUCAGCAUCGCUCAGUUCCUCCAAACCAGCCACCCAACAGCUGCGAUUCGAGUCAAUAAGACAGGCGGUGCAUUUUCGGUCAUUUGCGCUUUCGCAGCUUUCUACGCGGGAGCCGCAGGUAUUAUGACCGAGGAUACGACAUGGGUUCGCUUCCCUCUUGGCGAAAUCGAUGUUAAGCCCAAGAAGACCAACAUCGCUUAA
This is a messenger RNA of Fusarium coffeatum, 831 nucleotides long. RefSeq lists its product as uncharacterized. The record is from RefSeq and is a predicted model, not a curated record. The coding region runs from base 1 to 831 and encodes 276 amino acids. The transcript is spliced from 2 exons. Gene Ontology annotation, cellular component: plasma membrane. Gene Ontology annotation, molecular function: acetate transmembrane transporter activity. NCBI's taxonomy places the organism in Eukaryota, Fungi, Ascomycota, Sordariomycetes, Hypocreales, Nectriaceae.